Molecule: messenger RNA, 2043 nt
Organism: Bufo gargarizans (Asiatic toad)
Lineage: Eukaryota; Metazoa; Chordata; Amphibia; Anura; Bufonidae
Product: oocyte zinc finger protein XlCOF6.1-like
Exons: 5
Coding region: 218-1408 (396 amino acids)
Biological process (GO): negative regulation of transcription by RNA polymerase II
Molecular function (GO): RNA polymerase II cis-regulatory region sequence-specific DNA binding; DNA-binding transcription repressor activity, RNA polymerase II-specific
Source: RefSeq, a predicted model, not a curated record
CCGCACGCAGCGCCGGUUUUAGACAAAGUGUGACCCUGGAAAAAAAUUUAAAGUGGGGCCCCAAAUCCUGAAAUAUUGGACUAGCAGUUUGACAGAACUUUGUAGGCACGGACAGCGGUUGCAACCACAGCAGCUGAGUAUAGACUGCCACAUCAUCUCUGUUAAGCCUUUCCACUGUAAACUGCUGAUCCUGCAGCCUCUUUGGAUCUACGUACCCAUGAAGAUGUUUGGUCAUCAUGUGAACAACCAUGUGUCAACAGGCAAUAAGAGGAACAAGGACUCCAUUGUAGUGCCACAAUCUCACAAAAAUGAACAGAGGAUCCUAGACCUCACCAACAAGAUCAUUGAACUGCUGACUGGAGAGAUUUCUAUAAGGCAUCAGGAUGUCACUGUCUACUUCUCCAUGGAGGAAUGGGAGUUCAUAGAAGGACACAAGGAUCUGUACAAGGACAUCAUGGUGGAAAAUCACCAGAACCUCACAUCACCGGGUAAUAGACCUAACUAUAUGCCCACUUCCUCUGAUGAAUUCUAUACAACCAAUGUAUCCAGUGAUUGUAUGCCUCCUACAGACAGGUCCAGUAACAGAAAUACACUGGAGACAUAUCCCAGUCCUAUCUAUCAUGAGGAAAAUCAUAAUAUCCUACAGAAUGACCAGAAUCUGAACAUUGUUGUAGUGGAUAUCUUACCAGCCAUGGACGAUGGUGCAGAUACUAUGUGUCACCAGCAGUGCACAAAUGAGGAAGUCUCAACAUACAUCAGCACGGAUGGGCACAGAAGAGAACACGAGCCUGGUAUGAACCCAGUUUACUGCACAGACCACAAAACAGAAAAGAGGGACAUUCCGGACGAUGGACAAAACCCUACAAGCGACAAUACACAUCUACUACUCCCCAACGGACAUAUAUUAUUUGGAUGCUUGGAAAAUGGGGGUAGUCUUCCUCUUACCUUAGUAGAUGGUUUACACUAUGCUGCUAACAUAACCGAGAACUCUUUCCAUUGCUCUGAAUGUGGCAAAAGCUUUGUUGCAAAUUCUCAGCUGUUGAGCCACCAGAAGUGUCAUAAAAAGGUUAAACUCUAUGGUUGUCAGAACUGUGGGAAAUCCUUCACACAAAACUCCUUCCUCAUCAAACACCAGAGAAUACACAAAGGCGAGAGACCAUUUGAAUGUUCUGAAUGUGAAAAGUGUUUCAGAAAACGUUCAGAUCUGAUCCGUCAUCAACGGAUCCACACAGGAGAGAAGCCUUAUUUGUGCCAAGAAUGCGGAAAAGGCUUUAAUCAGAGGUCACAUCUUUUGAGACAUUAUAGAACUCACACAGGAGAGAAGCCAUUUUCCUGUUUAGAGUGUGGGAAGUGUUUUACAAACACUUCGAGUUUGGCUGCCCACCAGAAAGCAGGGGGACAUGAGUAACGCAGGCGGAGUGAUGGAAAUGUUCUAGGGAGAGCAACUGUCCUCUAGAUCUGAUGAAUUGCUUGGGAGACAGGGAAUUUAUUUUAGGCUACUUUCACACAUGUGUUUGCCUUUUCCGGCAGGUGUUCUGCUAGAUCUGUGCUACCACAAGUCCACCGUGCCACCUGGAGUCUGGGGUGGGUCAGGAGUCUGGCCGCAGUACAGCAAACAAGCCGAGAUGGCAGGACAAAAACUGCAGCGCGCUAUAAUUUUUGUCCGGCUGCCUCUCGGCAUGUUUGUCGCAUUACAGUGAAUGGGGUCGAAGUGGACUUCCUGUGGCACGGUGGACUUGCGGUAGCACAGAUCCGGUAAGCUGUUCCUCCGCCAGAAAAGCCUGCUGGAAAAGGCUAUCGCAAGUGUGAAAGUAGCCUAAUUUCAAUGUGAUAACAAUAUUUUGCAUGAGUUUUAGCAUUUCUUUUUUAAAUAUCAGACCUUAUGUGUAUGUGCAUUCAGAUGUGCAAAGAGUAACAUAGUACGUAAGGCUGAAAAAAGACAUUUGUCCAUCCAGUUCGGCCUGUUAUCCUGCAAGUUGAUCCAGAGGAAGGCAAAAAAAAAAAAACUGAGGUAGAAGCCAAUUUUCCUCACUAUAGGGGAAU